This is a messenger RNA of Octopus sinensis (East Asian common octopus), 848 nucleotides long. RefSeq names its product ATP synthase subunit O, mitochondrial. NCBI's taxonomy places the organism in Eukaryota, Metazoa, Mollusca, Cephalopoda, Octopoda, Octopodidae. Gene Ontology annotation, biological process: proton motive force-driven mitochondrial ATP synthesis. Gene Ontology annotation, cellular component: membrane. Bases 91 to 720 code for a protein of 209 amino acids. Gene Ontology annotation, molecular function: proton-transporting ATP synthase activity, rotational mechanism. The transcript is spliced from 8 exons. The record is from RefSeq and is a predicted model, not a curated record.
UCCAUACAUUCCUCUUGUCAGCCGAUUUAGUUUAUUCAUCUUCAUAUAGAAGAGUGCUACAGACUUCCUGUCACUCUCCUUCAAAGCACCAUGGCCUCUCUGAAGUUUGUACAGCCGGUGAGGCAGUUUGCAACAUCUUCCUUGAGACUCAAACUUGUAAAGCCCCCUGUGCAAGUAUUUGGCAUUGCAGGCCGAUAUGCCACAGCUCUCUACUCUGCUGCAACAAAAGAGAACAAGCUUGAUCUUGUACAGAAAGAUCUUACUGCCCUCAAGGGUUUGAUGGCAAAGGAUGUGUCCUUCGCUCAAUUUAUUGAAAACCCAUCAUUGAAGCGCAAGGAUAAAGAGACUGCCUUGGUUGGUGUUGCUCAGAAGAUGAAAUACAACAAUCUUGUAGUGAACCUCCUUGGAGCUCUCUCUGAAAAUGGACGUAUCCAGAAGAUCUCUGGUGUCAUUGAUGCAUUUGAAACCAUUAUGAGUUCUCACAGAGGUGAAGUGCCCUGCACCGUUACCACAGCUAAGGCACUUGAUGCUGCAACUCUGAAGGAACUUCAAGCAGCUCUACAGCUGUUUCUUAACAAAAAGGAGAAACUUAUUCUGGAAACAAAGGUGGAUCCAACAAUCAUUGGAGGAAUGUUGGUAAACAUCGGUGACAGAUUUGUUGACAUGUCUAUGGCCACCAAAAUUAGGACUUACACAAACUUAAUCAAGCAAGCAGUAUAAUCUUGGGAUACAAACUUUAGUCCUGUCAAAAUAUGUUGCUAUGUCUCAGCAAUUUGUCAUUUCGUAGGGUUUUUAUUCUUACGAACCUGUAAAACAACUCAUUAGAAUUAAAAGUUUUAACCUGGAAA